AGUUAAACUAUUUAUAAUUAGGCCUACUUAAUGUAACUUGGUCAUGAUUAAUCUUCGUCUGCUCAAUCAGUGAAAGAAAACUAACUGUUGGCGAUAUUAUAUUUAUUCUUUUACGAUAUUUUCUCAAAAUGUCUAUUUAAUUCUCCUCUGUGUCAACAGAUUUCCAGCAGAGAUACGAAUUAUUCGUCGCCAAAUGGUGAAAUGUAAACAGUACUAUCUUCAUGACCUUCGCUACGUUUAUUUAUAAUUUCUGCAUCGGCGAGGUCGCUUUCGUGGUGAAAACGAUUUUACUUUUUGUUUCAUAUUCAAAAAGAAUGAAGUGAUUUUUUUUAACCGUGACAAUGGAACUGGUAGAUAAAAAAAUAGAUCGUUAUGAGGUCAUCGAAGGAAACACCGACCCACCAUGGCAUAAGAAGUAUAGAAAAAUCGUAUGGAUUGUUAUAGCGUUGGUCGGUAUAGCUAUUCUCACUACUAUCAUAGUCAUCAGUUUAAAAUGUCAGAAUUGUAACAGUAUUCCCACCGCUCCCACCACCACUCAAAUUCUCACCGAUUCGCCUUCAUUGCAUUGGGAGGAAGAAUGCUCAUCAGAAGUUUCUGUAUGCCCUGCUAGUUUUCAGGAUAAUCCGCCAUUGCUGUUAGUUUCUCUGGAUGGGCUACGAGUGGAUUAUCUCAAGUAUGGUGUUUCGCCAACUCUUUCCAAAAUCGCAGAAUGUGGAGUGAAAGCUGAAUUUAUGUAUCCCAUAUACCCAUCGAAAACAUUCCCUAAUCACUAUACAAUUGUAACGGGUCUCUAUCCUGAAUCUCAUGGAGUUAUCGAUAACCAGAUGUAUGACCUUGCCAUGAAUAAACGCUUUAAAGUUGGUAAAACUAGGCUGGAUGAUCCAAGGUGGUGGCAGAAAGAACCUAUAUGGGUAACGGCACAAAAACAGGGGAAGAGUGCCGCCUGCUUCUUUUGGCCCGGAUCUGACGUUCGUAUAAACGGAUCGUACCCGAAUUUUUAUUUCAAUUACAACGGGAGUAUUCCAUUUGAAACAAGGGUGGAUCAGAUUCUGGAAUGGCUGAUGCUGCCCAAAAGACCAGAUUUUCUCACACUCUAUUUUGAUCAGCCAGACAAAGCUGGUCAUGCUCACGGUCCAGACUCAUUCGAAGUUAAAGAAGGUAUCAAGACUGUGGAUGGACUGAUGAAUAGGUUACUUACAGGAUUGGAAAUAAGAAACCUCACAAACUGUGUAAAUAUUAUUAUUGUGUCAGAUCAUGGUAUGUCGGACACAAGCUGUGAUCGAAUUUUUGAUAUCAGAAAGUACAUAAACAUUUCAACUGCUGACGUAUACACUGGCUCUUUUGGCAGAAUAAGGCCUAAGGAAGAUUCGAACACGGUGGAUGAAAUUAUAUCUCAGUUACAGUGCCAAGAUAGCCACUUGAGAGUUUAUCGAAAAGAAGAGUUGCCGGUUAGAAUGCACUACGUAGAUAAUGCUAUAUUUCACUAUAACGAACCCCGUUAUAGUGAACUGUCUGAGGACCUACCACAGGCUGAUUUUUUUCUAAGUUGGUACAUAAAGGUGUGUUAUCAAAGUUUUCUUUCUAGCCAGGAUGUUAAGCAAGGCGAUUGGAAGUGUAAUGGUGGUAACCAUGGAUACGAUAACAUUUCUCCAGAUAUGAAGGCCAUUUUUUUCGCCUAUGGACCAUCAUUUAAGAAAAAUAUAACCGCAAGACCUUUUCUAAAUAUAGAGUUAUACGAAUUGAUGAGUGAGAUCAUGAACAUUAUUCCUCAACCAAACAAUGGUACGAAAGGGAGCUUGCACGGAAUUCUGAAACGGCCACGAAAUCUCAUGCCCAAUUUGACUUCACCACCCCCACCAGUUGCUCAGGUUCCAGAUCUACUUUCAGUGGUUGAUUUCUCCAACUGCUCCUGCAACGAAAGUCAUUAUGAAAUGUUUGAUGAUGGAAUGAUUAAGAAGAAAAACACCAUUCACCUACCCUUUGGAGUACCUCAGGCAGCUCAACGUAAUGACAGCUUGUUGCUUCUGUACAACAACGAAUACAUACUGGCAUACGAUACAGAAAAAGAAAUACCCCGUUGGGCAUCGUUUACUAUUACACAUUCAAAAAUUCCUUAUAAGAAUUCUACUGUUUGUUGGUCUGGUGAUGCCAGAGUUCCAAACGCAACUUGUUCAUCUAUGCCUGAUGGUUUUAUUACACGGCCCCUCUUUUCUCCAGAUUUCUCAGAUGAUAAAUCUCAAUCUCAAGUGUUCUUUGUGACAAAUUCCAUCCUGAAAUCAAAGAACCACACAAAAAUGUUCGAAGAUGAAGUAAAUAAUCUUAUUGAAAAAAAAUUAUUCGAAUUAGGACCCAUCAAUAUCAUGGUAGGGCCUGUAUUCGAUCACCAUACAGAAGACAUUCGACGAAACUUAACCAGCCACCUGAUUGAUUCAGAUCCAAUACCCAGUCACGUGUUUGUCAUACUCACGUGGUGUUCAUCGCUCGUGGAGCAUUUGGGCAAAUGCGAUCCAGAGUUACUGGAUGUGCAGUCAUUUCUCCUGCCGAAUUUUCCUUUUCCACGUAACUGUGAGAAUGCUAAAAACGCCAUGAAGAAAAAUGGAGCUCGAAUUAAAGAAAUCGAAAGAAUUACGGGUCUUACAUUUUAUUCCAAUCUCUCCUUACUUGAUGCCAUCCGACUGAAGACGUCAGUUGAUCACUUGGGUCUUUAGUAUUAAAAGAAAUUAAGUUUUAAACAAUUGUGUUGUUUAUGGCAGCUAUGGAUAUACACAUUGUAAAAAAUAAAUAUUUUUUAUUUUAA
Parasteatoda tepidariorum (common house spider) is the source of this 2797-nucleotide messenger RNA. RefSeq names its product venom phosphodiesterase 2. Gene Ontology annotation, molecular function: metal ion binding; nucleic acid binding; hydrolase activity. NCBI's taxonomy places the organism in Eukaryota, Metazoa, Arthropoda, Arachnida, Araneae, Theridiidae. The record is from RefSeq and is a predicted model, not a curated record. Gene Ontology annotation, cellular component: sarcoplasmic reticulum; I band; striated muscle dense body.